This is a messenger RNA of Aspergillus japonicus CBS 114.51, 417 nucleotides long. RefSeq lists its product as uncharacterized. NCBI's taxonomy places the organism in Eukaryota, Fungi, Ascomycota, Eurotiomycetes, Eurotiales, Aspergillaceae. The record is from RefSeq and is a predicted model, not a curated record. The transcript has 2 exons. The coding region runs from base 1 to 417 and encodes 138 amino acids.
AUGAAGCCGGAAGCAUCACCAUCCCAAGACCACACCCCCAAAACAACCAUCCCCCCUCCCGCCUACAUCACCAUCGACUCAUCAGGCAGCGAAGAAGCCUACGACCUCGAAGCAUACCCAUCCCAGUACGACGAGGAAAGGAUUCAGCACAUCUACAUUCCACCCCAGUCUACCGUCACCGUCACCGUCUCAGAACCAGAACGAAGACGUCGUGAGUCUUUUCCGCUGCCACAUAUCUCCACAAAGCCACCCUGCCCAGUCCCCUCCAACCAUCUAGCCCACGAGGACACAGGACGAUAUGCCCCCCUCGCCUCCAUGAUCUUUGGAAUCGUCCUGAUGAUCAUAGUCGGCGGGCUAAUUGCCAUGGUGAUCGUCGCGAUUGUUUUGGAAGCGAAGAACGUCUCCAAAUCCAGCUAG